Molecule: messenger RNA, 1520 nt
Organism: Amoebophrya sp. A25
Lineage: Eukaryota; Dinophyceae; Syndiniales; Amoebophryaceae
Source: the annotation of a GenBank genome assembly
CCGAGAGCUCGUCCAAUGGAGUCCUCAACCUCCGCAUCCUGUACGACCUUGGUUAGUCGCACGAGCAGCCAUAGGACGGCUGAUUGCAAUCAAUCGGGCUCGGAUAGUGCCGCGGCUAACGGAGCCGCUUGCCUGGACGAUUGCGACGGUUCCCAACAGUUGCUGCAGGCAUUCGGCCGGAAGCGACCUGUCGAGAUCAACACAUGUAAGGAUGACAACGAGGAAGCAACUGCAAGUGGGUGCACAACAACACUUGCAUCCUCUAGCAAAGAUCACGAAACCUGCUACGAGCCUAGUAGUAGAAGUACAACAGCUGGACCUGGAGUUCUUGUUUGCAUCUCGUCCUCGAGCACUCCUGCGGGCACGACCCAGCAAACCCCUGCAGGAGCUGCUGACGAAGUUACAAUUUUAAACGGUGAAACAUUUGGUACUAAAUGUGAAUCGUCCCAUCCGCAGACAUCGUCACCAGUCUUCUGUUUUGCGCCCGAAUCUCCCGCAAGGAGCUCCGACGAGGAGGACUUUACGAGGCACUUUAUUGUUGACAUCGAUUACAACAGCAAUUACACAGCUUCAAGUCGUUUCUGUCAAAAGUCACCGAAGAGGCUUGGCGCUUCGCCUACAGCGACGAAGAGGCGCGCUCACGAGUUGAACGUCACCCCUUCACCAGCCAUCAACAUCGAGCCAAAAGUCGGAAAAGUCGCCCAAGAUACGAAGACAGACGAAAAGAUAACAACCAUCAGCAGUAAGAGCAGUUUGACCAGAAGUAAAACGUCCACAGUUUUGCAACCUGCUAAGAGAAAGAGCGGUAUCGGUAUGACUGACACCUCGCCUGAAAUGGGAGAGUCGCGGCCGCGUAGGAUUUCUCAUGGUGGACGAACUUUCGGAACGAAGACCCUGACGUCCCUCUCUGAGAAAAACUCUAGCACUGGGAAGCUGUCCCGAACAAGUAGUUUACGGGAUCAAGACCUGUCGAGCAUGCGCAAGUCAUUUCACGAUAGCGGGGAUGCGACAGCACCGGGAACAGCGACCGCUAAGCGACGGAACAGCGUGGGUAGCAUAAUCAAUCCUAAAACUAGUAAGUCUAUGCCUACGGGUACGGGAACAUCUUCUGGAACUACUCAUGCAGGUGUAGCACCGACGAGCAGCACGAAAAGUGGAGCGGACAAAAGUAAAGCGACAUCGCUUCCACCUGUUGAUUCGGCGGCAUCGUCUUCUAGCUCGUCUACAUCCGGUGACAUUGGCACGCCAACGACUAUUUCCGCUGCCUCAUCGUCCUCUUCUAUCGCAGGUCUGUCUCGAGGAGGAAGCAGCAACACUUCGGCAUCCACGAUACCUGCCGGCGCAACAGCGGGCUCCACAUUAGUGCUACCUUCGGCUACAUCUUCCGGUGCAGUGGCUGUUGCCACUAACAGUAUCAUCAAAAAUAUAAAGGCAUCGAGCUUCGUUCCCUUGACAACGGCAACACCCACCUAUAACCUCACCAGGCCUCAAAAAGUACUCGAGCCACUCGGAGCUGCACU